Molecule: messenger RNA, 867 nt
Organism: Fusarium subglutinans
Lineage: Eukaryota; Fungi; Ascomycota; Sordariomycetes; Hypocreales; Nectriaceae
Product: Rtm1p
Exons: 2
Coding region: 1-867 (288 amino acids)
Cellular component (GO): membrane
Source: RefSeq, a predicted model, not a curated record
AUGGACAUCUUCCCAAGAACCGAUACUCCUGACGGUAGCAAGCCGGACUUCAAGCUGUUCAGGUAUACUCCAUCAUUACCUGCAGCCAUCAUCGCGGCUGUCAUUUUUGCGAUUCUUUCCUGCCUUCAUACCUGGCGCCUCGGAAAAGCCCGAGCCUGGUACUUUAUCCCGUUUGCAGUGGGCGGUGCUUUUGAAACCAUUGGUUACGCUGCUCGAACCGUAUCUCACAAGAAUCAGGAGUCUGUACCUGCCUUCAGUCUCCAAGCGAUCCUUAUCCUCGUUGCGCCCGCCCUCUUCGCCGCCUCGAUCUACAUGAUCCUCGGCCGAAUCAUCAUCUCCCUCCGAGCUCAACAUCUCUCGUUGAUUCCCGUUCGAUGGUUAACAAAGGUCUUUAUCUGUGGUGACAUCUUAUCCUUCUCGCUACAAGGAGCUGGAGGCGGUAUUCAAGCGUCCCGCACCAUUGAGGGAUAUAAUCGAGGUGAGAAGAUUAUCCUCGCUGGUUUGUUUGUUCAGAUCGUGGUCUUUGGAUUCUUUGUUAUCACUUCGGGGCUAUUCCACAUGAAGUGUCUCAAGAACCCAACAUCGGUCGCCCGAGAGAAUGCCUUCCCGUGGAAGCUUGACCUUAAGGUCUUGUAUACCGUCAGCACUAUUAUUUUGGUUCGAAGCAUCUUUCGCGUAGUCGAGUAUCUUCAGGGUAACGCCGGAUUCUUGGUGUCUCAUGAAAUCUUUCUCUACAUUUUCGACGCAGUUCUUAUGGCAAUUGUAAUGGUUGUAUUUCUCAUUUGGUAUGUUGACCACCUUCAAUACAAGGACGGCAGCCAAUACAUUCUCGAACCAUGUGUUGCUGAGGAGACAAACUCAUCUUGA